UUUAUGACGUCACGUGACAGGCCGAAACCAGGAAGAGAAUCCACCCGCUGGUUGUUUCGCGUUCGGUGGAAGGACUUCUCUCUCCUGUCCUGUCCCGUCCCGUCCCCUCCCCCGAAAUAACCAGACACACGCGAGAUGGCAACGUUUAUUUCCGUGCCGCUGAAAAAGUCUUCGGACGUGGACUUGGUCAAGCCGCUGUCGAAAUACGUGACGUCCACAUACCCGGCGGGCGACGAGCAGGCGGAGUACAUCCGAGCCGUGGAGGAGCUCAACAAGCUCCGGCGGAACGCGCUGGGGAGGCCGCUGGACAAGCACGAUAGCUCCCUGGAGAUCCUACUCAGAUAUUACGACCAAUUGUGCGCUGUGGAGCCCAAGUUUCCCUUCAGUGAAAACCAGCUGUGCUUAACCUUCACGUGGAAAGAUGCCUUCGAUAAAGGCUCGCUGUUCGGCGGCUCCGUCAAGCUGGCGUUGGCCAGCCUGGGCUACGAGAAGACGUGCGUGCUGUUCAACGCGGCGGCGCUGGCCAGCCAGAUCGCCUCCGAGCAGAACCUGGAAAACGACGAGGGCCUCAAAAACGCCGCCAAAUACUAUCAGCUGGCCAGCGGCGCCUUCGGCCACAUCAAAGACACGGUGCUGUCGGCCCUCAACCGCGAGCCCACCAUGGACAUCGCCCCCGAAACGGCGGGCACCCUGAGCGUCAUCAUGCUGGCCCAGGCGCAGGAGGUGUUCUUCCUCAAAGCCACCACAGACAGGAUGAAGGACGCCGUCAUCGCCAAGCUGUCCAAUCAGGCGGCGGAGUUCUACGGCGACGCCUUCAAGCAGUGUCAGUACAAAGACAACCUGCCCAAGUAUUUUUAUUUUCAGGAAGUUCUGCCGGUGCUGGCGGCCAAGCACUGCAUCAUGCAGGCCAACGCCGAGCUCCACCAGAGCAUCAUCGCCAAGCAGAAGAAGCGCUUCGGCGAGGAGAUCGCACGUCUGCAGCACGCCGCCGAGCUGGUGAAGACGGUGACGUCGCGCUACGACGAGUACGUGAGCGUCAAGGACCUGACGGACAAGAUCAACCGAUCGCUCGCCGCCGCCAAGAAGGACAACGACUUCAUCUACCACGACCGCGUGCCCGAGGUCAAGGACCUGGAGCCCAUCGGCAAGGCGGCCUUGGUGAAGGCCGCCGCCGUCGCGCCGCCGCUCAGCCAGAAGUUCUCAGACGUGUUUGAGAAGAUGGUUCCCAUGGCGGUGCAGCAAUCCAUGAGCGUGUACGGCCAGCGCAAAUCAGACACGGUCAACAGACUGGUGGGAACCGUGCGGGAGGCCACCAACCUCUGCAACGGGGUGCUGGCGUCCCUCAACCUGCCGGCCGCUCUGGAGGAUCUCUCCGGAGACUCCGUCCCGCAGUCCAUUGUGGAGAAGGCUCGGUCCGUCGUGCGGCAGGGGGGGCUGCAGAGCAUCGAGCGGCUCAUCCGGGACUUGCCCGAGCUGCUCACCCGCAACAGGGAGAUCCUGGACGAGGCCCUGAAAAUGCUGGACGACGAGGAGGCGACGGACAACGACCUGAGAGCCAAGUUCAACCAACGCUGGAACAGGACGCCCUCCGGCGACCUCUACAAGCCGCUUCGCUCGGAGGGCGGCAACUUCCGCAACCUCCUGGACAAGGCGGUGCAGGCGGACCAGGUGGUGAAGGACCGCUACGACGCCCACUGCGACAUGAUCGCGCUGCUGUGCAAGCCCGAGAGCGAGCUGAGCGCCGCGCUGCCCUCCGCCAACCCCGCCAAGACGCUGCAGGGCAGCGAGGUGGUGGGCGUGCUGCGCUCGCAGCUGGCCCGGCUGGACGAGGUCAAGCGGGAGCGCGAGGCGCUGGAGUCCGACAUCAAGGGCGUGACCUUCGACAUGUCCGCCGCCUUCCUGGCGGCGCUGGCCAAGGACGGCGCCAUCGACGAGGAGCAGCUCUCGCUGGGGCAGCUGGACCGGCUGUACGGCGAGUACAACCGGAGGGUGCAGGCCAGCCUCAGCCAGCAGGAGGAGCUGCUGGCACAGAUUCAGACGUCGCAUCAGGAGUUCAGCGGCCUGAAGCAGUCCGACACGGAGGCCAACCAGCGAGAGGAGGUCCUCAAGAAGUUGGCCUCGGCCCACGACAGCUACAUGGAGAUCAGCAACAACCUGCGCGAAGGCACCAAGUUCUACAACGACCUGACCGAGAUCCUGCUCAAGUUCCAGAACAAAUGCUGCGACAUCGUCUUUGCGCGCAAGACGGAGCGCGAUGAGCUACUCAAGGAGCUGCAGCAGAGUAUCGCCCGUGAGCCCAGCGCCCCCAACUUCAACGUCCCCGCUUACCAGAGCCAAACCCCGACCCCCGCCGGCGGCCCGACCCCCGCGCCCAGGACCAUAUUCAACCAGGCCCCGCCGCAGACCCUCCAGCAGACCCAGCCCCCCGCCAGGCCGCCGCCGCCCGUCUUGACUCCGCAGACCGGACCGGCCGCCGCUCCCCCCGCCGGCACUCCCGCUGACAACCCUCUGCCGGUGGCACCGCCCUCCGCGGCGCAGGGACCCCCUUACCCCGCCUACCAGGGGUACCCGCAGUACUUCCAGAUGCCGAUGGGCUACAACCCGUACGCCUACGGCCAGUACAACGUGCCCUACGUGCCCUACCAGGCCGUCCCGGGCCAGGCGGGCUACCCGGGCGCCCCCCCGGCCGCUCAGGGCUACCCCGGCUACCCCCAGCGGCCCUCCCAGCAACCCUCGCAGCAGCAGAACUACUACCCGCAGCAAUAAACCCUCACCGACACAACAGCGCCCCCUAACACGUUUCUCCUUCUUUGCAGCAAGUUUUAUGCAUCUCUUUCCUUUCCUCUGGGAUCUUAAAGCACUUUUCUCCUUACUUUGACUGACACGCUAACACAAAAUGUCCGCCGUGCCGGACGACUUCCCCAGCGGGCGUACGGGUGCUGGUGUGUAGCCCCAAAAUCUCGCCCCUCUUUUUGUAGCAGCCUCGCUGAUGUACACACGUUUUUUUUUUUGUUUGUUUGUUUUCUAAUCUCGCUCCUCUUAAGCGCGGGCAACUUGGCCGUUAGCUCGCUUAGCCGCCCGCCCGCCCGCCACGUCGCAAUCACAAGCUGUACAACCGACAGACGUGCUGUUGUUAUUAAAUAUGAAUAUAUGUAUAAAACAAUAUGACUGGCUAA
Molecule: messenger RNA, 3176 nt
Organism: Phyllopteryx taeniolatus (common seadragon)
Lineage: Eukaryota; Metazoa; Chordata; Actinopteri; Syngnathiformes; Syngnathidae
Gene: pdcd6ip
Product: programmed cell death 6 interacting protein
Exons: 17
Coding region: 136-2766 (876 amino acids)
Biological process (GO): mitotic cytokinesis
Cellular component (GO): endosome
Molecular function (GO): protein binding
Source: RefSeq, a predicted model, not a curated record